Penicillium olsonii is the source of this 1284-nucleotide messenger RNA. The record is from the annotation of a GenBank genome assembly. NCBI's taxonomy places the organism in Eukaryota, Fungi, Ascomycota, Eurotiomycetes, Eurotiales, Aspergillaceae.
AUGGCCUUCUCCGACAAUAGCAUCCUCCGUGUCCUGUGCGCCUUCAUUCUGAUCCAGUCGGCAUCUGCUUUAGCGACGACUCGAGCUCAGAAUGUAUCUCUUCAAGCCCGCUCCAAUCCCAUCUGCUGGUCCAUCCUUGUCAGUGCUGCAGACAACUGCGAAAGUCUAGCUUCCAAGUGUGGAGUCUCGUCCGCGGACUUCGCAACAUUCAACCCGGCUGUAUCGUGCUCUGCCUUGCCUUUUGGACUACCAGUCUGCUGCUCGGCGGGCACUCAGACUCUUCCACCCAAGGGAGCAGAUCCUCUGUGCUAUGACUAUACCGCGAGAGGCGGACACACCUGUCAGCAAAUUGCCGACGGAUACAAGCUCAGCGUUGCCGAUAUCGAGGCCUUCAACAAAGACACCUGGGACUGGAAAGGAUGCGAAUCUAUACAAGAAGGAAGCAGGAUGUGCCUUAGCUCCGGCGAGCCUCCGAUGCCAGUCGCCUUCGAAGGAGCUGUCUGUGGACCCCAAGUCCCGGGUUCUAUGCGCCCCUCGGACUGGAGCCAAGUUUCUUCCCUGAACCCAUGCCCAGCUGGUCAAUGUUGUUCUGGAGCAGGCAAAUGCGGUACUGGUGCUGAUUUCUGUGAGACGGGAAAAUCAGCCACUAAGAACGUUCCAAAGAAAGAUGCUCCAGCUGAAGUAGCAAAAGCCACCAACUCACAAAAUAACAAGCAGCUCGCUGUUACUGCUGUAGCGCCUCCUGCCACAGCGAGUGAGAUCAACUUCUUGGACAUUCCGUUGACCUACUAUCACCCCGAGGAAGAUACCACAGCCGUGGCUACAUUCACUACUAGCGCAUAUUCAAGCACGACCACGAGCUCCGCAUCAAAACCCGGCUCUAUAGAGACCGUCGAGUUCGGCUGGACGCUGAAGAUGUAUCCCGGCUAUGAUUGCAAUGACUCCUCGUAUAUGCUCCUCCGCGGCUACAACAAGAAGCUCGAGGACAGUGACUGUUUAGUUCUGCCGGGCUGGGACAUUGGCAAUAGCUACGACGGCGUUUCUGUUUCGUGUCAAUGGUGGACCAACGGUGGACUUACUUCGGGUCCUUGCAAUCACACCAAAUUGACGACGCCCAACUCUUGGCUGAUUUCGAACGGGCUCUGCACUGUCAGUCCGAAUGAGGUGUGCGAUAACUACAACGAUCUUAGCCAGACUUACGGCGCGCGAUGGGGCGGCGUUUGCCAAAAUCGCAAGUCGACGGACCCUCGGCCUUUUGGGUCGAUGAAGUGUUAUGUUGGAUAG